Messenger RNA from Lodderomyces orthopsilosis Co 90-125, 1995 nucleotides. It is a transcript of the gene LYS14, whose product is annotated as Lys14p. The record is from RefSeq and is a predicted model, not a curated record. Lineage: Eukaryota; Fungi; Ascomycota; Pichiomycetes; Serinales; Debaryomycetaceae. Gene Ontology annotation, biological process: positive regulation of transcription by RNA polymerase II. The transcript has a single exon. Gene Ontology annotation, cellular component: nucleus. Gene Ontology annotation, molecular function: transcription cis-regulatory region binding; zinc ion binding; DNA-binding transcription factor activity, RNA polymerase II-specific. Bases 1 to 1995 code for a protein of 664 amino acids.
AUGAUGGCAGCCCCACGAAGACCGUACUCUCGACAAGGUUGUCGUGAAUGCAAGCGACGAAAAAUCAAAUGCCCCGAAGAAAAACCUGCUUGUUCAACUUGUGUACGACUUGGUAAAUCAUGUUCAUAUCCAUUAGCUGGUGAAAAAGUAUUGCGUAUAUCACGACGAUUGAUUAGAGAAGAGAUUGAAAAUUUGGGUAAAUCUACUCAUUUUUUGCCAGUUCAAUAUGACGUACCAAAACGUCAUUUGCAGUCAGAGAAUAAUGGUGGUGCUAGUGCUUCUCCUUCGAAUAAUGUGUCUGGUGGUGAACAAUUGUCGCCAACUCCCACGCCAACUCCACUGAUCACCACCACCGGCAACAGUAACAACAAUCCUAGUUUCACUCCCGUACAGAAUGAUCCCUUAACUAAUGAAUCCGCUCCCACAGUUGCUAAUUCACAAGAGCCGGGAAGAAGAUCAUUUUUGAAUAUUGAAAAUCUUAUAAAUAAUAAUCAUAAUGAAGAUCAUUUGGAUUUCCUUAAUGGAACAGAUUUAAACAUGUUGACAAAUGAUUUGUCCAAUUUGGUCAAUGAGAUUAUGGAAUUUCAAAAUAUCCCAUUCCAAGAAGAUUUCCAGUUUGAUUUCUUUGGUGAUACACCUACCGUGACUCCGCAACAACAACAACAUCAUCCACAACAACAAUCGCAACAACAACCCUCAUACGAUGACGAGUUUAUUAUAAACGUACCUAUAGAUUACAUCAAGCUCAAGCGCAAACAUGAAAUCUUAUACUUGGAACAAUUUUACAACAAUUUCGCCAACAUCAUCGAACCCUUCAAUGCUUACCAUUCUCAAACUAAAAUUACUUCAAACCCCGCCAGAGAUAUCAUUUUAAAAACAGCCAGUACUGAACCAUGUUUACUCGCGGCAGUACUUGCAGAAGGAGCCAAAACCAGUUUUAUGAAGUACAAACAACCCGAAGAUGAAAAGGCUUAUGGAGCAUAUUUGACCAAAUGUUUAAAAUUACUUGAACCAGCUAAAGAAAUCACCAAUUUGAAUGCCAAUAUCGAAGGUGUAUUGUUGACUUUACUCCUACUUACUGCGGCUACGGCAACUAGUACACAACAAUGGCGACCUCAUUUAACUGGAUGUAAGGAUUUAUUGCUCAAAAUUUCGACAAGUAAUAAUACGGCUAAUAUUUCCAAAGUGUUUGUGUUUUGUAAAUACUGGUUUCUUUCAAUUGAAAUCUUGGCUGGAUUAAGUACAAACAUUGGUGGUACCUUACAAACGGAUCAUGAAAUUGAUCGUUUAAUGUCAUGUGGAUCAGAAUAUGAAAUUGGUAUUCUUUGCGAAUUGGGGAUCAUCACCAAUCAAGGGUUUAAUAAUCUUAUGGGGUAUCAUAAUACUUGUAUUUCCUGUUUCCGUGAUUUAUUCAAAUUACUUAAUCGAUACCGAUUAAAUGAUGGUAUUACGCCAGCAAUGGAUUCGUUACAAAAUAUGAAGGUUCUUUCCGAUUUCUAUCAACAAACUACAAUCGUAUACAUUGAUUCCAAAGGUAUAAUCCCUGAAUCUGGACUACAUAAAUACACACCAGGACUACCCAUUGAAGAAAUCCGAGUUGGUGAAAAGAGUUUUUGGUUAAGUUGGCAAGACAUAUCUCAUCAAUCAUUUGUCUUAUCAUCAAUCAUAUUAAUCUUGACUCGUUUCUAUCAAUUAGAACCAACUAACCCCAACGUAUCUCAACUUGUCGACAAGAUUGUUUCAUUUAUUCAUUAUCUCCAUAAUUUUUCCGAUGUACAACAACACGCAUCACCAUUCUUACUAUUGAUGAUUCAAUGGCCAUUAUUGAUAACUGGUUUACAAACAGUACGUGAAGAACAACAGUGGUUAUUGUUGAAGUAUUUCGCCAUGGUGGGACAAAUUGGUGCCGCCACUGCUAAUGUUUCCGUCAAGAUGUUAAAAAAACAAUGGAAGGGUACUUCGUCAUUUGAAGUUGGUGACACGUUGAUUUACUAA